Messenger RNA from Gastrolobium bilobum, 1064 nucleotides. RefSeq lists its product as uncharacterized. The transcript has a single exon. Lineage: Eukaryota; Viridiplantae; Streptophyta; Magnoliopsida; Fabales; Fabaceae. The record is from RefSeq and is a predicted model, not a curated record. Bases 151 to 921 code for a protein of 256 amino acids.
CUAAGCACUAUUAUAGCGCAGCCAGAAAGACUGAAAGAGAGAGCAAACAAACUAAAGUAAAGGAGAGUGUGCGCAACAAGUCUCCUUUAUCAAAUCAAGAAGAGUUUUGUUUUCUGUGAGUGAAACAAACAAACACAAAGAAACACAAGAAUGGAAGAUGUGAUAACUGAAACACCACCACCUUCAAGGUUCUUAGAAGAAGACCUCAACACUUUCACACCACCCUCACCACCACUCCCUUCACCCUUCCUCCUCUUCCCUCACUCCCUCCCACAAAACCAACCCCUCAAACCCACCCUCCUCAUCCUCGCCCUCUCCGCCCCAUCCCUCGCCCUCUUCCACCACCACCGCAACGACAAAACCCUCCUCGCCUCCCUCAUCCUCCCCGAACUCCCCUUCUCCCUCCCCGACAACACCUCCAACAUCCACUCCCUCUCCGCCGCCGACGCACUCCUCGUCUCCGUCCAGUGCCCCGUUGCGGCCGACCGCGCCCACGCCGUCGCCAAGCUCCUCGUCGGAGACCGGAUCCGGCCGGAAUCGGUUCUCGUCCUCGAUUCCGUCGAGCCGCGGAAUUACCGCGGCCGGCUGCCGCCCGAAGAGGCGGUGGCGUUUAAGCUGGAGAGCUCCGCCGAGAGAAAGAGAUCGGAUUUAGAAAAGUUGUUGGAUGGGUCGUUAGAGUAUUACCCGUCCGGAAGCGUCGUUGACGGUUUGGGCGCCGCGAUUCUCGGACGGUGCCAGAUUUUGAAUGUUAGGGCGAGUCUCUGUGUUUCUUGGCCUCAAUUCGAUGCUUCUGUUGUUUCCUUGUUAAAGGGUUUGCUUCAGCGUGGAGUGUUGCGUGGGUUCGAUUUUGGUUCGAGUGGUGAGGUUUUGAGAUUUGGGAGGAGUAAGGAUCCGCUUUUCCGAUCUGACUUGUAUAUUUGAAUUAUGCUGUCUUUUUAUGUAAUUUUCAAUGAUACGAGUUUUUUUCCUUUUUUCUUUUUUCUUUUUGUUCUUUCUUUCUGUAUUUAUGGUUUUAUGUAAUGUUAGGAUGUUUGUGCGUUGUUAUGGUUUAGCCUGUCAAUGAA